This is a messenger RNA of Hemibagrus wyckioides, 2865 nucleotides long. RefSeq names its product solute carrier family 29 member 1b (gene slc29a1b). NCBI's taxonomy places the organism in Eukaryota, Metazoa, Chordata, Actinopteri, Siluriformes, Bagridae. Gene Ontology annotation, biological process: nucleoside transmembrane transport; uridine transmembrane transport. The record is from RefSeq and is a predicted model, not a curated record. The coding region runs from base 1371 to 2669 and encodes 432 amino acids. Gene Ontology annotation, cellular component: plasma membrane. The transcript has 15 exons. Gene Ontology annotation, molecular function: nucleoside transmembrane transporter activity.
GAGUGAGUGAGUGAGUGAGUGAGUGAAUGAGUGAGUGAGGAAGACAGGGAGUGAGUGAGUGAGUGAAUGAGUGAGUGAGUGAGUGAGUGAAUGAGUGAGUGAAUGAGUGAGUGAGGAAGACAGGGAGUGAGUGAGUGAAUGAGUGAGUGAGUAGGGUGAAAGAGUGACUUUUCUGUGUUGUAGCAUCUUCGUCUAGUUCUCCUAGAGUCACUGACUGACUUCAUGCGAUGUGUGAAGUAACUCUCCCUGAAGUACUUAAACUAGGACUUUUUUUUGAAUAGUGCUCUUCCUGUUGUGUUUUCUCCCUACAGAGUUUUAGACUGCUGAUAUUUUGGUCUGUUAUUAAAUAAACCAGCCUCAAUGUAUUUACAGAUACAGACUUCAAAGCACUUUUGUGAGUCUCUCCAGAUAGGGACACCUGUCAAAUGGCGAAGAUGUAAAUGUGAAUAUAUAUGUAAAUGAACAAGAGAGAGAGAGAGAGAAAGAAAGAGAGAGAAACUGGGUGUGGCUUCUUUUGUUUUCAUUCAAAGAGUUUACGAGGAAGUGAAAAUGAAGCGAGUCAAGGGUCUGAUGAGUGCUUUUCCUUUUUGUUCAAACUUUGUGAUGGAACUACCUGAAGUUAUGAAAUCACAGACACAGGAUUCUCCUUUUAAACUCCUACCAGUGAAAACACAUCUGUAAUGACUUUCUAUAAGAGCUGUGGUCAUGAUCCACACACGUGAAUGGAAGAGGGCUUCGACUAAAUGACGUCAGGCGAUGCAUCUCAGCCCAAAUCUGUGGAAUAUUUGACGUAAUUUUGAAGAAUUGUAAAUUUCUGUGAUGUGAUUUCGUGUUCAUUUCUGUGAUCCCAAAAUCUAGUGUGUUUAAAUAUAUACUGCUCAGAAAAAACCACAUCAGAUCUCAAUAGGGGAAAAUAUCAUGCUGGACAUCUAUACUGAUAUGGAUUGGGUAAUGUGUUACACUCUGGUGUUCCAUGGCAAAUGCCAAUAGAGCUCCAUGGUGCCGGGCAGUGAGCACAGAGGACAUUGGGCCCUCAGGCCACUCUCAUGAAGUCUGUUUCUGAUUGUUUGGGCAGAGACAUUCACACCAGUGGCCUGCUGGAGGUCAUUUUGUAGAGCUCUGGCAGUGCUUAUCCUGUUCAUGCUUGUACAAAUGAGCAGAUACCGGUCCUGCUGAUGGGUUAAGGACCUUCUACUGCCCUGUCCAGCUCUCCUAGAGUAACUGCCUGUCUCCUGGAAUCUCCUCCAUGCUCCUGAGACACAGCAAACCUACUGGCAAUGAACAAAAGCCCAACAGCAAUUUGUUAGAUUUUCUGGACAUUUCCAGCAUUUCAUUAAAUUGGCAGUGAGAAGAACCCCAAACCCACAGCAAUGGCUGGAGAGGCUCCCAAAGACAAAUUCAAAGCUGUGUGGUUGAUUCUCUUCAUGCUUGGAUUAGGGACUUUACUGCCAUGGAAUUUCUUCAUGACCGCCACAAUGUACUUCAACCACCGUCUAGCAGACCUUACCCCAGCUAACGUGACCGUAGAAGAGAGUCGAAAUGCUCUGCAAGCCAAAUUCAACAACGCAAUGACACUGUGUGCCAUGAUCCCGCUGUUGAUCUUCACCUGCCUCACCUCUAUCUUACACCAGAGAAUUCCUCAGAAGAUACGGAUUCUGGGUAGCCUGGUGGCCAUCUUGGUGGUGUUUUGUGUAACUGCCCUCUUUGUUAAACUUGCUGUUAAUCCUGUGGCCUUCUUUGUGAUUACUAUGAUAAAGAUAAUAAUUAUUAAUGCAUUUGGAGCUAUACUCCAGGGCAGUCUCUUUGGCAUGGCUGGUGUGUUACCUGAUGGCUACACAACACCCGUCAUGAGCGGUCAGGGUCUGGCUGGAACCUUUGCUGCACUUGCUAUGAUCUUAGCCAUCGCAAGUGGUUCUGAUUUAAUGGACUGCGCUUUUGGCUACUUCAUCACAGCCUGCAUCGUUAUCACCCUCGCCACUGUGUCCUAUAUAAUCCUCCCAAAUCUGGAAUUUUACCGAUACUACAUGGAGAAAAACCAGAAGGAUCCAGCAUUAGAAGAGGAGAAAAAAAUCCAACUGAUUAAAAAUGGAGACAGCAGUGGAGGGAUGAGCACGGGGGGAGAGGUUCGGAAAAAUCUGUCACUUCUGAGCAUCUUUAAGAAGAUCUGGGUGAUGGCGCUGUCUGUCUGCUUCUCUUUCACCGUCACCAUCUGCACUUUUCCCGCCAUCGCCGUGGACAUCACAUCCACUAUUGCUGAUGGAGGGCUUUGGGAGAAGUAUUUCAUCCCUGUGUCUUGUUUCCUGCUCUUUAACCUGUUUGACUGGUCGGGACGGAGUCUGACUGCUGUGUGUUCAUGGCCAGGGAAGGACAGCAAACUGUUGCCAGCGCUUCUGUUAACGCGUCUGAUCUUCAUUCCCCUCUUCAUGCUGUGUAACGUCCAGCCUCGCUACAGAAUGCCCGUCAUCUUCUCCCACGACGCCUGGUUCAUCAUCUUCAUCAUACUCUUCGCUUUCUCCAGCGGCUACCUCUCCAGCCUUUGCAUGUGUUUUUAUUCCAAGUUAGUGGACACGCAUGAGGUAGAGACGGCCGGAGCCAUCAUGACCUUCUUCAUGUCUCUCGGUCUCGCCUUGGGAGCAUCCUUCUCCUUCUUUUUCCGAUGGCUCAUUUGAGGUCAUCUGACAGGAUGUUUAAAAGACUUCAAGUCAUUUAGUGAAGGAUUCCGGGAAAUCCGGGACGAAGCACUUGAACCUGAAUAUCUUGCAUUUUGAAAAUUGAACAUUUUUAUAGUAUUGGUACUUUUUUUUAGCAAACACUACAAUAAUAUACCUCUUACAAUAAUAUAACUGUAUAUUAACACAAACAAAA